Molecule: messenger RNA, 1954 nt
Organism: Chelonia mydas (Green sea turtle)
Lineage: Eukaryota; Metazoa; Chordata; Testudines; Cheloniidae
Gene: HHLA1
Product: HERV-H LTR-associating 1
Exons: 15
Coding region: 272-1669 (465 amino acids)
Source: RefSeq, a predicted model, not a curated record
GCCUUCUGAGAUUUUUUGCUUUCAGGUCACAUUUUCUUAGCUUUUUCUCUGCAGUCACAAGGGUGAGAAACUUAGUUUUGUUUUGUUUUGUUUUUUCAAAUAAAAGCCGAGAUUCUCACGUGAUUCUAGGAUCUGGAGAUUAAGAACAACACAAAAUAUUGCAAAAGUUGGAAACAUUGAAACUGACAAAUGCACUGGAUCCAUGUAGGCUCACCAAAAUCUUGUUUCUUUCUCCUAAAACAGUUGAAGCGACUGGAAGUAGGUUUCCAAAAUGCCAUGGUUCCAUCAGCAUGUGCCUGUUAAAUUGAGUACAGGAUUUCUAUGUCUCCUUCUCGUAUGGAACUUGGCUGCAGGCAUAAAAGGAGAAAAUAAGAAGGAGAAGAACGUGGCCGUGCUGGCUACUGCAGAGCUGCCUGCCAAAUCUGUUGAUCUGGCUGCGAUUAACCUGACUGAACUAGUGAAUGGAAUGUUAAAUACAGCUCUCAAAGGUACCAAAAAAUUCUUCUCUCUGCUGAGCAUUACCUCUUACAGCUCAUUUGCCUUCCACAAAGUUUCGGUCGCCAUUUAUAACAUUUCUAACCUGAAAAAUGUUGACCCCAGCAAGUUCCCUAUGAGGUAUUGCUACUGUUUAAACAACAUGACAAAUGACUUAACAGAUUUUACAGCUUUACUUGUUGAUAUUAUUGGAAACUCCACCAGUUACCUCACAGAAAUUUUCAAAUCCACCUCUAUCGUCUCAGUGAGUCAGAGCAAUGAUUCAGACUGUAUCUAUAUCUGCGUGAUGGCAGGCCGAAUAGGCAGAAAUAUGUCUGACUUUUGGGAAAUGAUAGAGAAGUCUCCUGUUAUUAAUUACACAUUUUCCAGUAAUAUGUCUGCGCUCCUGGAUAUAGACUCAAUUCUUCCCAGCUUAAUGACCUUACGAGAAGACCCUGACAAGAUUGCGGAUGAGCCCCCUGAAGACAUUUGGACAUUUAAAACGACCAGGAUGCCUUCCUGGGAACAGACUGUUGCAUGGAAAGGAGAUGAAAUCCUAUCUACAAGAUUUCCCACAUGGCCAAAGACUGUUGGUUUGAAAGGAUCUGGAUUUCCAAUUCUACAGCUGCCCUUGUGGUUACAGACAGAUGCUUCAAAAGGACAUGGCACUACAAGGCCGUCUCCUACUACCAUGGAAAGUGAUGAUAUUUUACCCCAAAUACAGCCAUCAACUGAAAUGUAUCCAUUCUGGACACAGCCAGCUUCUCCUGAAGUAACCAAAGUAUCUAUCCAAACAGAGUCGGAUCUGCCUUCAUUAUUGUUGUCUACCCCUGUAUUCAAGCCUGAAGUGUUACCAAAACUGCAUACAGCUUCCAGUAAGUACCUGCUCUCUGAGCAGCAAAAAAAUGGAGGAUGUCCACAGGCAACUCUUAAAGAGCCACCCAUGAACUCCCCUCCUGUUACCUUUAUGGCUCAAAAGAUCAAUCCUUGCGUGAUGGAGCUGUGUAAAUUUUUCCAGCAGUGCCUUUGUGUCAAUCAAAGAAGAAAUUCAAGAAAAGAAGCCAUGAGGUACUGUAUUGAAUACUAUUCCUGGUUCUUGAAAAAUGCAACUUACAUCUGUGAAAGGGUCAAAAGAAAGGCUUACUCACAAACAUUAAAGCAAAAAUGCCUUACAAACAUCUGUAAAUCUGUCUAAAGCACUGAGGGAAUUUACUGCAAAUGAGAAGAGUUCUGGCAGUCUUUAGUAGUCUUUUUCCAUUUAACAACAAUUGAUGGCUAGAUAUGUUAGUUGCAAAUAUUUGUAUCAACCAGCUAUUUUCUAGAGAUUUUUUUUUCCUCCACAGGGUUGUAUAAAUGAUGUAUAAAACCAGGUGAAUUUCAAACAAUAAAUUUAACUGUAAUGAAAUAUUUUAAAAAGAUUUUUAAACUGUGCUUUAUAAAAGAUAUCUAUAAAGACUGUUAAUGUAUGCAGAUUGUUAGU